AGGUUACGUGACGUAGAAACCAGAAAAACAGCGAAGAAGGUAGGUCGUGCUAACUUUCUCUCCAGAUAAACUUGAGAUUUGUUCGAUAUACUCAGUGACUUGACACUGUUGUCCUGAUUCUGCUGGUGGUAAAGGAAAGACUACAGACAUGGCGAGCCUAACACGAGAACUGUCUAUCGAUUCCAUCGUGAGCAGCAUGUUGGAUAUGGACCCAGCUGCGACGCCUUUUGACUGUGAACCCUUCACUUCUGACAUCUUUGACAAGAUAUUCGACAGUAAGAUGGAAAAACCUCAGGUAUCGGUGGAGAGUGUUGCUCCAGUGGACCCAACAGCAUGUGUAGUGUGUGGAGACAAGGCUUCAGGGUUUCACUAUGGAGCACUCAGCUGUGAGGGCUGCAAAGGUUUUUUCAGGAGAAGUAUCCAGCGCAAUGCCAACUACAAGUGCAAGUAUGGCGGGAAGUGUGAGAUAGACACCUACAUGCGCAGGAAGUGCCAGGAGUGUCGCCUCAGGAAGUGUAAGGAAGCUGGCAUGAAAUCUGAAUGUCUCCUUACCAAUGUCCAGAUUCAGUCAAAAUUUCUCUGGAGAAGGAAAAAACAAGGUGAUGACGAGCCAGCUCCUCCUACAACCCAGCACAAGAUGUCACCCACCAAUCAGGACUCACCAUCUGCUUAUCUGACCAAUCAGGACUCACCAUCAACUUAUCUGACCAAUCAGGACUCACCAUCUACCUUUCUGACCAAUCAGGACUCGCCACCUACCUUUUUGACCAAUCAGGGUUCACCUUCUUCGGGGUUCUUUUCGAGUGAUCAGAGCUCACCAGCUGCCUUUCCAACCGAUCCAAGCUCACCAGCUGCCUUCCCAACCAAUGAGAGCAUGUUGCAAAUUCCCUCGUCCAAUCAGGGAUUCCCUUCAGUUGUCAGUCAUAUUGAACAGCCAACCAGCUCAGCACCUUCAGUAACACUGACCACUGAGCAACACAGGUUACUGACAGCUUGCAGAGAGGCUAAGGAAAAGUUUAUGCCAGGGUUGAUGCACUGUCAUGAGGGUAUGUAUGAGAGAAUGAUGGAACUGCCCACUGUAGAGGAGAGGAGGGCUCUGUUCCAGGAGAAAGUGACGCUGAUGGUUGAGAGACUCGUCCAGUUUGCCAAGUGCCUCGAAGGCUUCAUGACCUUCAGCGAGGAAGAUCAAAUAGCAAUUCUCAAGGCUGGAACAUUUGAAGCCAUUCUUAGUCUGUCCUGCUGGCACAAAGCGUUCGAGAGGCCAGAGAUUCAUGGAGGUCGUGGGGCAAUGUAUCUUCAUAGUGGUGGUAAACCUGAGUUGAUAGAAUCCUUCAAGGAGUUCUACUUCAAGAUGCAAGAGCUGAACUUGGAUGACAACACCUAUGCACUCCUUGUUGCUGUGGUCCUUUUGUCACCAGACCGACCGUUGAUCAAGAACUACCAUGUCAUCGAGAAAGCCCAGGAGCCUUACAUCAACACCUUACAGACCUACUGCAGCCUCAACUACUCCAAACCCAACAUCUUUGCAAAGAUCACAGCCAGGCUGACGGAACUGCGAUCACUGGGAGAGAUGCAUGAGGCCUAUAUGAAAACAAGAAACUUCAAGCUGACACCCCUAUUGGCUGAGCUAUGGGACAUUCAGUAACACUGGUGUACAAAUCCUAUAUGAAAACAAAAAAAACCUCGAGUUGACAGCCCAAUUGGCUGAGCUAUAGGACAUUCGGUAACACUGACGCACAAAACCUACAAACUUCAAGUUGACACCCCUAUUGGCUGAGCUAUGGGACAUUCAGUAACACUGGUGUACAAAUCCUAUAUGAAAACAAAAAAAUACUUCGAGUUGACAGCCCAAUUGGCUGAGCUAUGGGACAUUCGGUAACACUGACGCACAAAACCUACAAACUUCAAGUUGACACCCCUAUUGGCUGAGCUAUAGGACAUUCAGUAACACUGAUGUAAAAACUUUGAAGCCUAUAUGAAAACAAGAAACUUCAAACUGACACCCCUAUUGGCUAAGCUAUGGGACAUUGGUAACACUGAUGUAAAAAACGUACAAACUUCAAGCGUACACCACUAUUGGCUGAGCUAUGGGACAUUCAGUAACACUGAUAUAAAAAGCCCAUAUAAAGACAAGAAACUUGAAAGUUGACUCCCCUAUUGGUUGAACUAUGGGACAUUCAGUAACACUGGUGUACAAAUCCUAUAUGGAAACAAGAAACUUCAAGCUGACACCCCUAUUGGCUGAGCUAUGGGACAUUCAGUAACACCGAUGUAAAAAAACCUAGUAGACAAACUUCAAGCUGACACCACUGUCGGCUGACCUAUGGGACAUUCAGUAACACUGAUGUAAAGCCUAUAUGAAGACAAGAAACUUCAAGUUGACUUCCCUAUUGGUUGAACUAUGGGACAUUUGGUAACACUGAUGUAAAAAACCUACAAACUUCAAACUGACACCACUAUUGGCUAAGCUAUGGGACAUUCAGUAACACAGAUGUAAAAAGCCUAUAUGAAGACAAGAAACUUCAAGUUGACUCCCCUAUUGGUUGAACUAUGGGAUCUUCUGUAACACUGAUUGGCCAAUGGCAUCACUGGGAAAAACACUCAAGCCAACCCAAUAUUUUUCUAUAUGCCUGUUGCCACAUGUAUACUGCAGUCAACUAUGAUAAUUUGAAAAACAGAAAUUCAUGUACAAUGUAUGUCAAAAUAGCAAAAUGGUGCCAUUUUAUGUUUUAAUCUUUGGAUAGGAACUAUGCAACUGUCAAUUGUUGAACCAAGCUGUAACAAAUGUGUCACAGAAUUAGAUCCAUUCAUGUACAAAAUGCAUUUAAUAGAAAAUUGCAUAAUUCAUUUCAAUGUGUAUGACCCAAAUCUUGUUAUGAAAGGUCACCAGACUCAUACCAGGAAAAGGGUACAUGAAUAUUUGUAGCAUCACCUAGAAUUGGCUGUCAUUUGCUAAUGUCUAUGCAACAUAUCAAAAGUACAUUUAGUUACAAUGUCAAGCAAGAUUGUCAGCUGCAAGUGUUUUUAAUUGUGUAUACUUGUGAUAAGAUUUAGUAUACAAAAACUAGGAAAGUAGGUAUGGUGAUUUUACAGUCUGGCUGGCUAAGAGGGCUUUACAGAAAAGCUAUGAAGCUUUGUGUAGUUUGUAUUGAUUAUAUAUAAAUCCGGAGGACAUGGUUUGAGGGGUGCGUUCUUCAUUUCAGAUUGUUUUUGCCAAUGUUUUAUUCAAAACUUUACUGGUAAUAGUGGUAUAUGAUGAACAGUGAUAUGUAGCAGCAAUGUAGACAACUGUACAACUUUAACAACCAUAGGUACGUCUAAGUAUUUGAAGUUAUAUCUUAGGUAUGCUACUUUGUUUUAUGUUUUGAACACUUUGAAUGAAGUUGUCGCUCAGGCUCUUUUCAAUAAAGUCAUGAGAAACAGA
Molecule: messenger RNA, 3424 nt
Organism: Branchiostoma floridae (Florida lancelet)
Lineage: Eukaryota; Metazoa; Chordata; Leptocardii; Amphioxiformes; Branchiostomatidae
Product: bile acid receptor-like
Exons: 11
Coding region: 149-1645 (498 amino acids)
Biological process (GO): cell differentiation; negative regulation of transcription by RNA polymerase II; positive regulation of transcription by RNA polymerase II
Molecular function (GO): zinc ion binding; nuclear receptor activity; RNA polymerase II cis-regulatory region sequence-specific DNA binding
Source: RefSeq, a predicted model, not a curated record